CCCACCCAUCUCUUGCUCUCAUUUUUGGAAUCAAGAAACCCCAAAACCCGAUCUCCAUUUCGGGCGAGAUUCCGUUUCUAUCGGCUGCUCGUUUCAGAGGCUUUUGUUUCUCAGAUUUCGCAUCGGAAGCUUGCACAUAUUCAGUGAUGGCACCAAGUAGGAGAUCACGUCGUUCGCGCACUGGAUCUACCCCUUCUACCCGUGAUGCGACGGAGACAGCAUCGCCGUCACAUGUUGCAUCGCAGGCGUCUGAUCUCUCAGUUGCGCAUACACUGGGCACUGCUUCAUCGUCGACCAGUCGACGAGGACGUGGACCCACGCGUGGGUUACUUUUAGAGCGACUUACGCGUGAGGGUAGGGUGAUGGUAGAGUUUCCACAGGACUGCAUUAGACCUGUUGGGGACAAUGCCAGGUUGUUUACGUCGGAGGUCGGUGUCUUAUGUCGAUCUCUGAUCCCCCCCACCACCCCUCGUUGGGCAGAUGUGACGGAUGAUGUGCGACAGCUUAUUCGUCAGCGCCUUCAGGAUAAAUUUGUCUUGGAUUUGAGUAUUCCGUAUAUUUCCCAUGCCGUCGACGACAUGGUUAAGGAGCGGUUUAGGGAGUACCGCAGUUACUUACAUCAGCGGUACAAGCGGUGCAUGAGUCACGAGGAGGGCGUACUGUCUGCACCACCGCACAUGACUCAUGACGACUGGCGGAUACUCUGUGACAGAUUUUCGUCUGAUUCUUUUCAGAAGAGGAGCAAAAUAAAUUCUGACAACAGGGGAAAGCUGGAAGUGAACCACGUUGCUGGUUCAAAGUCAUUUUUACAACUUCGUCACGACAUGCGAGAUUCUAUCACCGGCCAGGAGCCUGGACCAGUAGACCUCUACAAAGGGACUCACUGUCGGCAGGCGACAGGAUCUUGGGUACAUCCUAGAGCCAACGAGAAUUGGGCGACGAUGGACACCUUACGCAGUCAGCCCACUCCUGAUGGUACUCAGCGGAGUGAGCCAGAAAUCCUGAGUGAGGUACUUGGCACCCGUUCUGGAUAUGUGCGUGGGUUUGGCCAUGGUGCCAAGCUCAUGGCACCUGCUAGAGCUGCCUCCAGCCAAUCCGUCGUUGGCAAGAGCGCUGUACGCCGAGCUGAUAUCGCAGAGAGAGAGGUUCAACAGCUACAGGUCGUCGUCGAUGACAUCAGAGAGCAGUUGGAGAGGCAGAGGGAGGAGCAGGAGAGGCAGAGGGAGGAGCAUGAGAGGAGGAUUGAGGUGAUGCGGGUGGAGCAUGAGCGACAGAUGGCGGAGAUGUUUCAGUCUUUCGCUGCACGCUUACCCAUUGAUGCCUCACCACCUCCGCCUUCAUUUGAUGCCCCACCACCUCCGCCUUUACGUAAAAGUAAUUCAAAAAAAAAAUUCGCAGGUAAAAGUCCUCUUUACCGACGAAAAAAAAAUCGUCGGUGAGUCCUAUUUCUUGUAGUGAUAGUCAAUGACCUAAGUUACUGUGUUGAUGUAACUUAUAUGUUGAUUUACUAAUUGGACAUGAAAUGGGCGAUAUACUGAUGUUAUUAGAUAGUAUGGGACCCUGUUGAUUCAAAUAUGAGAAUCAGAAUGAUAUAUACAAUAUAUGAUUCACAACUGCUUUUGUUAUGACUA
This is a messenger RNA of Magnolia sinica, 1631 nucleotides long. RefSeq lists its product as uncharacterized. Lineage: Eukaryota; Viridiplantae; Streptophyta; Magnoliopsida; Magnoliales; Magnoliaceae. The record is from RefSeq and is a predicted model, not a curated record. Bases 147 to 1439 code for a protein of 430 amino acids. The transcript has 7 exons.